UGCGGGGUAGCUGUGACGGCACCAACCCGGAAGUGGUCUGUCUCCCGGCGAGAGGGGUGGCGGUGACAGCAACCGUGGCGGGUCCGGGCGGGAACCCCUCAGGUGGCGGGCCUGUGUCCUGGCCCUGGAGCAGAAUGCGGGGCGACUCCAUGGCAGCCGAAGUGGAAGUAAAAGUGACGGGGCAGAACCAGGAGCAGUUCCUGCUGCUGGCAAAGUCUGCCCGGGGAGCAGCCUUGGCCAGCCUCAUCCACCAAGUGCUGGAGGCCCCUGGCAUCUAUGUUUUUGGAGAGCUGCUUGACAUGCCCAACGUCCGAGAGCUAGCAGACAGUGAGUUCUCCCCCGUCUUCCGCCUCCUCACAGUCUUUGCAUAUGGGACGUAUUCAGAUUACCUGGCUGAAUCUGGGAAUCUGCCUCCCUUAACAGAGGCUCAGAAGAACAAAUUGCGCCAUCUCUCUGUCGUCACACUGGCUUCAAAGCUCAAGUGCAUUCCUUAUGCGGUGCUGCUGGAGCAGCUUCAGCUGAAGAAUGUGCGUCAGCUCGAGGACUUAGUGAUUGAGGCAGUAUAUGCGGAUGUCCUGCGGGGAAGCCUGGACCAGCGCAACCAGCGGUUGGAGGUGGAUUACAGCAUUGGUCGGGACAUCCGCAGGGAGGAGCUCAGUGCCAUCACUCGCACCCUUCAGGAAUGGUGCCAGGGCUGUGAGGUUGUCCUUUCAAGCAUCGAAGAACAAGUUAGCCGAGCCAAUCUGCACAAAGAGCAGCAGUUGGGUUUGAAACAGCAGAUAGAAAGUGAGGUAGCAAAUCUGAAGAAGACAAUAAAGGUGACAACGGCAGCAGCCGCAGCAGCAACGUCCCAGGAUCCGGAGCAGCAUCUAUCGGAACUCCGGGAGCCGACUCCAGGCACCAACCAGCGGCAGGCCAGCAAAAAGGCUUCCAAGGGCAAAGGACUCCGAGGAAGUGCAAAGAUUUGGUCAAAAUCAAACUAACCGGACUGCUGGCUGAGAAGGAUGAAUUGGUGUCCCACGUGUGGUGCUUAAUUUUCUCCAUCCUGGAUGACUUUCUGCAUACUUCUCUCCA
Anolis sagrei ordinatus is the source of this 1074-nucleotide messenger RNA. RefSeq names its product COP9 signalosome subunit 7A (gene COPS7A). Gene Ontology annotation, biological process: COP9 signalosome assembly. Gene Ontology annotation, cellular component: COP9 signalosome. The record is from RefSeq and is a predicted model, not a curated record. NCBI's taxonomy places the organism in Eukaryota, Metazoa, Chordata, Lepidosauria, Squamata, Anolidae.